Messenger RNA from Truncatella angustata, 966 nucleotides. RefSeq lists its product as uncharacterized. Bases 1 to 966 code for a protein of 321 amino acids. Gene Ontology annotation, molecular function: acyltransferase activity. Lineage: Eukaryota; Fungi; Ascomycota; Sordariomycetes; Amphisphaeriales; Sporocadaceae. The record is from RefSeq and is a predicted model, not a curated record. The transcript has a single exon.
AUGGAGAAGUACAGCCAGUUCCGUGACCGCGGUAGCGGCGUCUCGCCGUUCCUGCCGCACGUCACCCCCGUCUCCCGCCUCGCCAGCAUUUGGCACUUAUUCAUCUUCUCCUUUCGCCUACCCAUAUUCGUCCUCUACGCAGCAUGCUACUUCUUGGUCCUCACCCACCUACCUUUACCAGUCGUCUUUCGCAAGCUGUUAUUAUGGGGCAUGCUGGGCAUACCUGGCAUAUGGUGGGUGGACUUGCAGCUCGACGGUGUUAAGCGUGGUCACCUUCACGAGCAGCCUCCGGACCGAGUGCCUCACCCCGGCAGUGUCAUCGCCGCCCAGUUCACAAGUCCUAUCGAUGCUCUCUAUCUGGCCGCCAUCUUCGACCCCGUAUACACUGUCAGCUACCCCGGCACCCAAAAGGUCCAUCAAAUCUCCCUACUCGACGCCAUCUUCCUCGCCUUGGCUCCGGUGCGCCUCCAGCCUCCCAAGCGGGACAACCUGGUCACCUUACGAAAACUGCGCGAGGACUACCCGCACCGAGUAAUUGUUGUCUUCCCCGAAUCCAGCACCACAAACGGUAAAGGCCUGCUGCCCCUAUCGACCAGCCUUCUAAGUGCGUCCGCCGAUACGAAGAUCUUCCCGGUCAGCCUGCGCUACACCCCACAAGACAUCACGACUCCCAUACCUGGCACCUACUUCACAUUCCUCUGGAACUUGCUGUCGCGACCGACACACUGCAUCCGAGUGCGCAUUGCCGAGGCCGUUACAUGCCACCAGUACCAGAUCAACGGCUACCAAGAGGUGGAGGAAUCAGACGACGAGGUGGAGGGGGAAGAGCCGACAACCCCAGAGGGAAGAAAGUUGCUGGAUCAUAUUGCCGAGACACUGGCGAGGCUAGCCAGAAACAAACGAGUUGGUUUGACGUUGCGCGAUAAGGCCGCUUUCAUAGACGCUUGGACAACUGCUCGGAAGUAG